Molecule: messenger RNA, 2436 nt
Organism: Podarcis raffonei (Aeolian wall lizard)
Lineage: Eukaryota; Metazoa; Chordata; Lepidosauria; Squamata; Lacertidae
Gene: TARM1
Product: T cell-interacting, activating receptor on myeloid cells 1
Exons: 5
Coding region: 1001-2059 (352 amino acids)
Source: RefSeq, a predicted model, not a curated record
UGAGAAAGUGUUAUUAACAGUUCAUGGCCUUUUAGGCUUCCUCCACGUGAAUAGGAGUUUACUUUUUGAAUAAUAAGAAUUACAGUAUAUGUCACGGUGGGGGGCGGGGAAUCAGGAUUUUAGAGAUGCUUAGGUGGGGCAUGGCCAAAAAAUGGUUGGGAACCACUGGUCUAGCUAUUUCCCAGUUCUAACAUACCAGUUCCAAUUAAAUUCUAACAUUUAUUAAAUACAAGCAUUUAGCACCCACAGAUCUAUAAUGAAAUAUGAAAGUUGGUGUGUGUACAUAGGUAGGCAUGAUUUUAUUUUUAGAUAGCAGUCCAUACUGCAUUGUGUGAGCAAAAGUUGGCAAUAGUGUGCACAAAGGCAGAACAAGAUAUUUGUUGAAAGCAGACUGCUGCCAAGAUGUUGCCUUCAGGGAUGUGCAGCCGUGCUGUUGUUGAAACAACAGACAAAAGAACAAAAGGCUGAGUGUGUACGAUGUGUGGCAAAAUUAUUGCAGACGCAUAUGGCAUGAAGUUUUCCUUAUAAAGCUACCUUGAAGCAGAAGCAAGUUGGGGAGGAGGAUACUGCAGCUACAGAAAGGAGCCAGUGUACUUUUACCAAAUCUCUGGCUUCCAAUUUUUCGCUGCCUCUAGGCCACACAAACCACACAUUUAAAGCACUUCAAACAGUCAUGGCUUUCUCCAAAUAAUUCUGGGUGCUAAAGUUUGUUAAGGGUGCUGACAGUUGUCCGGAGGCCUCUAUUCCCCGCAGACAACUACAAUUUCCAGAGUACCCUGUGAAGAGGAAUUGACUGUUAAACCACUCUGAGAAUUAUACCCCUGUCUUUAGAGCAACUGAAAACAUCAAACAAGAAGCCAUUUAUUGCUGCCUUUGUCAGAAAGGGAACUGUCCUUUUCCUUCUCUCUCUCUCUCUCUCUCUCUCUCUCUCUCUCCCCCAACCCAACAUUAUGACUGAUGAUGGAUCAUCAUUUCCUGGGCAUCAUAUUUAUAUACUGGGAUGUCCAGACACUCGGAUUCUUAUUUGAGGACUCUGCAUGUUUUAAGGAUGCCUGUUACUCUCCCCUUCUUACUGCUUACGAUCUCCCUGCCGAAGCCCUCCAUCUUCUGGCUCCAAGCUCCGGAUGCAGAUGAGAAGCACCACCUCCGAUGUACGGCUCAAGGGGCAUAUUUCGGCAGCUGGUUCUACCUGUACCAGGGAGGGAGCCCGGAGGCCGUGGCUGAAAAGCAAGCCUUGCCCACCCAAUCUGAAGUGACCUUUGAGGUGCACAACUUUGGGCCCAGGGACCAAUUCCGCUGCAGCUAUGAGAUCUGGGAGGCAGGGAAGCCCAUUCGCUCCCCGCUCAGCAGCCCUGCAAACAUCACAGAGGACCAUUACCCCAAGCCAUCCAUCUCUGCGAGUCCCAGUACUGAGGUCCUUGCAGGGCAGGACUGGACUGUCUGUUGUCAGGCUCCAUUACUAGGGGUCAACUUUGUCCUCUACCAGGCCAGGGACUUUCGGAUAGAGGUCACUCCUCGAGGGGACUCUGACACUGCUGAAUUCUCCUUGAAGAAUGUCACCAUGGCCGAUGCAGGCCGAUAUACCUGUUACUACCACAGCACCAUAGAGCCCAUCAUCUGGUCAAACGCCAGUGACCCAGUGCAGCUGAGAGUUAUCGAUGCAACUGUGGUCCUCAGUUACCUGGAGGUGUUGGUGGACUCUGCAGGAAGAUAUCGAGUGAAUUGCUCAGUUCCUUCUGCUGCUGAGGGCUGGUUUUAUCUUUACCAAGGUGGGCAGCUCUUUGCUGAAACCAGAGCUUGGCAAGAUGGGGCGAUUGCAAGCUUCAACCUCACAGAAGAGGCCAUUAACAUUACCGUAGGAGAGCUGAGCUGCCAAUAUAAGGAAUAUCAGCUCAAUGACACUGAAGCGUGGACAGAAGACUCACAUUCCCAGGCCACGGAUUUCACCUCAGCCAACUCACUGCGACUUGGGAUCGGGGCCUGCGUCCUCUUAUUAGCCCUGUUCUUCAUAGCUGAAGCAUGGUGGAACGAGAAGCAUCAGGAGAGCUGGGCCAAAUGAAGGGAUCCUGGAUCAGCAGGAUCCCGCUAAGCUGACCAAGUCUGGUUUGAAAUUGCAAGUUCCAGUGACUGCUUUGAUGGGAAGGAACAUAAUGAUGGAUUGGGAACCACACACAGAGAUUGUCAGACUGCAGUCCUCAACCAAUUUACCUCACAGUCACCACAUCAUGGCUCCUCUGAAACAGGAGCUUUGGCCUACAGGAAUAAGGAACAUGCAGGCCACCAGAUGUUGUUAGACUCCAUCUCCCAUUGGCCCCAACCAUUGGUCAUUGGUCAGGGAUGAUGGGAGCCGUAGUCUGGCAACAUCUGGAAGGCCACAGGUCCCCUACCCCUUGCUGAACCUGAGGCAGAACUCAGAACCAGUUUUGACCAGCAUAA